AUGUUUAUUCCUUCUAUAAUUCGUUUUUGGUUAUUUCUAAUCGUUGUAAUACCAUCAAGUUUCUGUAUUCUAUUUAAUCUUUAUCAUUUUCUUGUUGAUAGAACACUUCGUCAAGGUCUUAAUAAUCAUGUUAUUAUAAUAAUUCUCAUAUUUGAUUUUCUUUAUAAUAUAUUUAAUAUAAUCUGGUUAACUUAUUUUUAUUAUAUGGGUGAUUCAUUAUCAUUAAGAUCUAGUUUUUGUCUUAUAUGGUUAUAUAUUGAUUAUACAGGAUAUUUAUUAUUAUUAUUACUUGCCGCUUGGGGAUCAAUUGAAAGACAUAUUCUUAUAUUUAAUAAAAAUAUUUUUUUAAGAAAAAAAAAACGUUUUCUUUUUCAUUAUUUUCCAAUAAUAAUAAUAAUAAUUUAUUCAUUUUUCUAUUGUAUCAUUAUAUAUUUUUUUCGUUCUUCUGUAAUUGCACCAGAUUAUGUGAAAUCUCGAUGUAAUCUUACUUAUUAUACAAAUGAUACAUCAUUGAUAGGAAUAUGGGAUAGUUUAAUAAAUAAUAUUUUGCCAACAUUAAUUAUUGUUAUAUUUAGUCUAACUCUUCUUCUUCGUGUAUGGUAUAGAAAAUAUCGAAUGCGUCAAAGAUUUCAUUGGAGAAAUUAUAAAAAAUUAACUAUACAAUCAUUAUCAAUAUCUAUAAUUUAUAUUAUUUUAUAUUUUCCAUCAAUUAUUCUUAAUCUUGCUUAUACAAUUGGUUUAUCAUCAAACAUUGGUGCUGAUUUAUAUUCAUCCACUUUAUAUUUAUCCUAUUUUGUUGGUUUAUUUAUUCCAUUUUUAUCUAUGGUUUCAUUACCAGAACUUCGAGCCAAAUUUAAAAAACUUUUUCGAUUUUAUCGACGAGCAACACCUAUUGUUGCUCCACAAAUCUUACCAAUGAAUCAUUUAGAUCAUCGUCGAAUUGUUGGAAAAACACAUUUGGCUAAAUAA
Messenger RNA from Adineta steineri, 969 nucleotides. The record is from the annotation of a GenBank genome assembly. NCBI's taxonomy places the organism in Eukaryota, Metazoa, Rotifera, Eurotatoria, Adinetida, Adinetidae.